GGCUGCGCCAGACGAGCCAGACGAGCCAGAGAAAAAGGCUCGGUGCGCCGCGCGAGCCCUGUAAGGAAGUGCUCUGCUCCGCUGGCUCAGUCGUGUGUCUUGUGCGCCAGCGACGACGACGGCGAGGACGCUGGCGAGCAGUACCUAUACUGUAGAGAGUGUCUCCAGGGACACGAGUGCGCGCGAGUGUAUAUUAUAGAGUAGAGAGGGAUACGAGACUCUUAUUUACUCGGUUCGGUUGUCGUGCGUCGAAGGGUGGAUUUUCGACCGCGGCUUUUUCUUUUUCUACACACCUACGCACACGGUGACUGCGCCUCCUCGCUCACUCUCACGGGGACGAGAGAAUGACGGCGGGGACGAGAACGAAGAGAUAGAUGUGUCCAUCAGUCGAUUGAGAGAGGUCUUCUGCUAUACAGGCGGCCCGACGUCUUUUUUUGUAAAAUCGCAGUUUUUUUAUUCUCAUCGAUAGAGCACGGGAUAUAUGACUGUGUGCUGCUGAACUCUGUGAUGUUUUUAUAACUGUCAUGCUUUUCUAACAAAAAACCUCUCUCUCUCUCUCUCUCUCUCUCUCUCUCUCAUCAGUCUCUGUCUAUCUUCUGCUACCUAUUUCUUGUUUACUGGACUUCUAUACUGCAUAAAUGUACUCGCUUUCUCAGUUGCAAAUUCACAAAAACAAUUCCAACAACAUGAGGGACAUUUGGUUUCGGCAAAGAUGAGUUGUCAACGUAAUUCCAGUAGAAUUACAGUGCCAGAUGAUUUGAGGGAUAUACUUCUGGAAUUCACAAUCAGCUACCUCCUUGAGCAGCCCGGGGAUAUCAUUGACUACGCCGUGGAUUUCUUCACACGCCUUAGAGAGAAUAGGCAGAACCAGCUGCAGUCAAGCGGACAAACAUGUACUUCCACACCCGAUGAGUCUGUUGAAGAAGUGUACGUUGUAUUCCAUAAUCCAGAGUUCAUGGGAAAAAAUGGCUUGCUGUCUUUCAUCCUUUUGUAUUAGAAAACAUGGUGUUUUUCAGAAGUUAGUUUUUAUUACAGCAUCAAUCAAGUGAAUUGAAUUACUAAACAAGUAACUGAUCCCAUACAUUCUAAAAUCUCUGAAUAAAUAAUAAUCAACUUUAUGAAGUAAGUAUAUGAGUGUCUAAAGAAAGUAAAGUAGAAUAAUUCUAAUAACAGUACAACCUUAAGCAAUAACUUUCAUUACGUAUAAUUUAUGUGAAGUCACUGGUGCAGUGGAUAUAUAACAAUCAUAGCUGUGUCAUUGCUGCUUAAUGCACCAUUAAAGCAGCAUUGAAUUAUUAAUGCUAACAACUAUGAGUUGUCUAGCUAAAUCAUAAUUUCUUACGAUUUAGAACUUUGUUAUUAUUUAAGUAAACUAUUUUCAAGCACAGAGAUUGUAUUUUCAAAACAGUCUGUUUAAUUUUACAGUUGAAAAGACAGUUGAUUACUAUGUCAUGAUGUUCAAUCAAGAGCCCCCGGUCGGUAAGUUCGCUGCUGGUAGAAGGAAGAGCGUAUUUGCAGAAACCUACAACCCCGAGGAUGACGAGGAAGACGAGGGAGUCAAGAUUGUCCACCCGAAGAGCGAUGAGCAGCGACAAAGACUCGGCGAGAGCGUCAGAAAUAUUCUUCUUUUCCGUGCCCUAGAUAAGGAACAAAUGGCAGGUGUGCUGGAUGCGAUGUUCGAGAAGACUGUUCAGGCCGGAGAAUUCAUUAUCCGACAAGGCGACGAUGGAGACAAUUUCUACGUCAUCGAGAAAGGAAGAUUCGAGGUUUACGUCAAAGACACGUUGAUUCACACUUACGACAACAGCGGUGCUUUUGGCGAACUAGCUCUUUUAUAUAAUAUGCCUAGGGCUGCCACAGUCAAAGCCAUUAGUCCUGGCACUUUAUGGGCCAUGGACAGACAGACUUUCCGGCGCAUUCUGCUCAAGUCGGCUUACAAGAAGCGCAAAAUGUACGAGGAUCUCAUUAACAAGGUUCCGAUGCUCAAGUCGCUUGAGGCUUACGAGCGAAUGAAUCUAGCCGAUGCUCUUGUUCCAAAGCACUUCUCUGACGGCGAGCAAAUUAUUAAACAAGGUGAUAUAGCCGACGGUAUGUACUUCGUUGAACAGGGUGUAGUAAGAAUUACGAUUCUCGGAGAUAAAGGACAUGAAGUUGAGGUAAAUAGUAUACCGGCUGGUGGCUACUUGGGAGAGUUAGCACUCGUUACACAUAAACCUCGAGCGGCUUCCGCAUAUGCUGUAGGCACCGUGAAAUUGGCCUUCUUGGACGUAGAAGCAUUCGAGCGUCUUCUCGGGCCGUGCAUGGAGCUCAUGAAACGCAACAUAGAUGAUUACGAAGAUCAAUUAAUCAAAAUCUUUGGCAGUAAAACCGAAAUAUCCGACAUCCGAUGAAUCGAUGCGCGUGAUACAAUCCGUACAAUCGCUGUAUGAAAAAAUCAGAUUCCACAGCGAAGCACAAACUCUUACUAUCCGUUUGUGAAUCUUCAUCCACGUACUUUAAGAGUCUUUUUAAGACGAAGCUCUUAUGACUGUCCACUAGACAUUGUAUCAUUCGAUCAUUAGUAGCUGCAGCGUUUACACCUACUAUUAAUUAAUAUCCAAACGCAAACGAAAACAACACACAGUCCUUAAUACGUACGACACGCCAUGAGAAUAUUUAUAAAGACUGUAUUAGAUUGGAAAGUAUUACAGUUUUUGUAAGAUCGAAGCUUCGCACCGCGGAUAUAUACGUUUGGUUUCUUAUUAAGUUGUUAGUGCCAUUGUCAUUUUUGACUUAUUCUAAUACCUUUGUUGAUGCAAUCGAACUAUUGCCAUUUAAGAGAAAAGCAAACAAACAAAGAAGCUAAAAGGUAGACAAAUGAGCAAUUAUACUUUGAUUGAAAUCGGUGCUAAACUGUUCCAAGCAGACACGUCUAGCGUACCGCUGGCUUAUUUCAUACUAGAAGAGCCCAAAGGAACACUUGUUAUUGAAAGUAAGAUUUCUAAAAAAGAGAAUAACUAAUUGCCAUGUGUAAUCUAGAAAUAAACCAAAACAUUGAGUUCAUGGCAGGGCCAAAUCCAGUGAUAUAGCACUGAACAUAUCACUUCCCUGAUUCAUGCGUCUUUUUUCUCCUCCUUUUCUGUCUAUUACAUGUCUUUCUUGCAUUGUAUACCUCUCUUCAUCUUCAUAAACUCAUCGUAUCAUUGCGUUCUACGAACAAUAUUAGCGAUGCCCUUCGUAAUGUCUCAAGUUGUAAGGAAACCUCUUACUUUAAUAACUAGUCGUUAGCAGUAACUUAACACUUUCCCUUUGGCAUUGUUUCUUAUACAUCCCAUUAUCUCGAUCGAAUCUGUAAUCUUAAAGAUCACUGGAAUGGACAGUAUAAUCAUUCUGAAAAUUAGUGUAAAUGUCGAAGAAAAAAAACAAUACGCAGAAUUAAGGCCUCCUCAAUGAAAUUGUUAUUGUCAAUGUCAAGUAGAUAGAUAUCUCGAUUAGCAUUUGACUUUACAUUUUAAGAAAGAGAACGUUAACAUUCCUAUUUGGCAUAUUUCGAUGAUAGUAGAGGAUUAACAUGGCACGCAUGUUUAAAGAAAGCCACUAUUGUGAUUCUCUAUAUUUUUCUUCAAAUUUUUUUUUUUUUUUUUUUAGAUUAAUUGAUUGUCUUGCGUGGAGACAAUACGAGAUCUAUUCUAAACUGUAUUAACAGAAAAGGAAAUUUGAAUCUUCUCCGCAAGCCAGUGAUUGUUUGAGACUUUAUUUCUACCAGAUACUUUCAAUUAUUAUAUUUGUUAUCUAUAAUUGCUUACUGUUUCGCAAUUUGGGAGUAUAAUACUUAGCAAGACGACUUUUCGUUCAAACGGGAUAAGAGAUAGGUGAAUUACGUGAAGUCGUCUUGCGUCAUGAAAAUACAAUUAUAAACUUCUUAUAUUCGCAUUAAGUGUGGUUAAAGUUAAAGUGUAAGAUGAUUUCUUAAGAUAGAUAUGUCAUUAAUGUUUUAUCGUUUGAUCGAGAGAUAAUAGGAAACACCUUAGGUUUCUAUGUUAUUUAUAUUUAAAAAUGCAAAGAAUUUAUAUAUACGAGGCUAUAUACUUUUUAGUUGAUAUGCGAGAAAAAAAUACGAGAGAAACGGUAGAGCGACUUGUUGUUUGUCGAACCCUAUACACGAGUUUGACGUUUUUAAAGAUUUAUAUGAAGCAGAGAUGUGUGCGCAUUGCUGAGCCGUACAUUGAAUGGCGUCUCGUCUAGUACCUAUGGCAAACGCAUCAGGAAAUCGACUACUUUCGUUACUCACUGAAUAAAACUUCUUCACAUACUUACGUCUUUGGUCUACUUUCUUUCAAACGUCAUUCGCAUUUCUACAAUAAAUUUGUUAACUUUGCGUUACGGAAAACGAAAUCUGAAACGGCGAAUAAGCCUGUAACUAAAGAAGUCCAUUUCCGAGAGGCAUUAUUAUACUCGAGCGAAAAUAAAAGCCAAGACGUACUUUGCAUGAUUACACAACGCUUAUGCGAAAAUCGAGAGUCUCUCCAGCUUGAUUUCCUCAUCGCGGGGCGGGGACGUUGUAGGGAAUUGUAGGACAAUCAUUUCUGUUGUAUUAAUCAGCACGAAACAUUUUCACGUAUUUCAAUUGUUCUCGGGUUAUGAACUAAUAAAAUUGUAUUUUAUUUUAGAUAUAUUCGCAAUUUCGUUCUACAAGUUUCGUUUAUCUGUGACGUUGUUUACACAUGUUUUUUCUCUUUCUUUCCUUUCUUUUUUUUUUAUUUUUUAAAUACGACACCUGUUGGAAAAAGAAUCCAUAGUACGAUUUUGUUGAAACUACUUGAUUUAAAUGUCGGGUUUAGAAUACUUGUAUAAAUAUUGUGUUUGAUUUAAUUUUCUCUUUUUAACAUAACUAUGUAGAAGUUAAAUCAGACAAUCAUUAUAAUGACGUGUAUUCUAUUACAUACCGUCGACCAUCAGCUUUUUAAACAAAAUAGCACUAUGACUUCUUAACGCAAUUUUCAGUAGUAAAGUUGAAAAUCACAUUUGAAAAUCCUACACGUGUUGUUACAAUUCAUGUUUCUCAGCGCAAACGCCUUUUUUCAAGAUGUACUUAUUUACAUAUUUAUUACUACUUUUUAACUUGAUGGUUUUGAGCUUCUGAAAGAAAAUAAAUGUAAGUGCUAUCGAAAAACUUUCCAAGAAACGUAUUCUGCCAAAAACACUGAUUUCAUACGAUUCUAUUACGUGAUGGAUGUCCAUGUCCACUGAAUAAAAAACAAGUUGAACCAAAUGAGAAAUAAAGAACUUAAGUUUUACUUUAUAAUAUCUGUGGAACAAGUGUAACGAUACACACAACUUGAUUUUUAUAAGCUACGAAUAUUUUUUUUAUUAUUGCUAAACUUACGCCUGUAAAAUCAAAAUCUUACGAAUUUAUUAAACUACAUUUUGUAAGAAUGCAACACAUUCACGAGCGGUUUGCAAUAUUAUUAAGUAGUUAGAAAAAAGUUGUUGAAGUUAAUAGAAUUUUCGUUGAUCGUUUUCAAGCAGAUAAAUAUUGAUUCCUCAUUAAGAAUCCAAUGCACUAAUAAAUUAUAAAAUACAAACAGACGAUUAGAGUAACAAUAAGUCAAUAGCUGCACAAACAAGCAAGGAACUAUAAAGAGAAAUCCUAGUCAUUUUUUAUAGUGUACAUACGCUGGUGCUCUGAUUAAAAUGAAACAAAAUUCAACAAAUAAUGAAGACGUGCAGGAUUGGACAAAACGCAUACAAACCUAUGACAACUUAUGAUUUCGGAGAGAGAAUGACAACACUUUAACCAUUCAGCGGUACUCCAUCGCACACGUACACACACUUUAAUCUUAAAAUCUAAGCGAAGCCUUGAUCACUUCCGAAUUCCAAGAGUGAAAAACCAGUUGAGAGGGAGGAAUAUUUACGAGAAGAGGAUAAGACCGAUAUAGAAACGAGAAAAUAAAUAAAUCAUGAAGUGUUAUGAAAUUAAGUAUGGCGAUAGUAACAAAGGAAUGAACUCUUCUUCUUAAAAGAUAGGUGUCUGGCUAUGAUUAACUAAUAAUUAUAACUGCGAACGUUUGCGGAAACUAUGAAAGAGUGUAUAUUGUAUGUGUAUAUGUAAGAUCCGUUAAAAAAACAAACAAAUAAAAAAAAUUAUAAACAUCAACGUGAUUAUAAGUGUGAGAGCAAUAUACAAGAUUGUGUCGUAUAUAUUGAGGCGUGCGAGCGUUUGCGAAACUUUGAUUGUCUUCUUCGACCAUCUGCACAGUCAAUCGCAUGUUCACAAGCGCAGAGUUUCAUUCUCGAUAAAUCCCCUAUAAUUACAAGCGGUAGAAAGAAAGAACCACAUCAGCUAUUCGUUGCAAGAUACUUCCGAUUCUUUCUCGUCGCAUUUCCAGGGGUGUUUUUAUUCAUUUGCGAUAACGCGCUACUUUCGAUUGCACAAUAGACAAUCGACGAAGUUAUGUAUGAAAAUAAAAAUCAGCAAGUGUCGUACCGAACAGCGAGAAAAACGAUUUACUAUAAUAAAAAGUUUAAAACCACGUAAGGUUAUUUUCUGCAGUACUUUUUCUAUAGAUUUUUCUUGAUGUUCGGUAUGCUGGAAUAUUUUUAUAUGUAUUUUUCAUAUUUGGCUAUUGGCGCAAAGUGUGCGUUGUUGCGUUUUCGCUAAAUCAAGGAACACCGUCGGGAAGUGCAGACAAAAAUGAGUCAUAUGCGCUCACCCUACGCUUUCACCACAUAUUGUAUAAACGAUAAGCGAAUGGUGUUUUAAGACCCUUAUUUCGAUGUAAAUGCGUGUAAAUUAUGCAACGCUCGAAUCUGAUCGGGUGGGACCGAUGUAUUCGUUGAAAUCGCUCUAUUGUCAUUUGAUUUUUGCAUUCUUUUUCCAACGAUCUCUCUCAUGCUCAUGAAACGUUUGUCUUGUUGCGAGUUUAGUUUUCAAACUUCUCUUUUCGUUGCAUUAUAUAUGCCAGACGAAAAAAUAAAUAAGUAAAUCAACGUAACUUUAUGCAUGUACAUUUAUCGGGCUUUGGGUCUUCAAGGCAGGUUCAAGCCAAGAUUUUCUAAUAAAUGAUGACUGCACAGUGGAAUUUUUUCUACAAAACAAAUGAAAAGAAAAUGUACAAUUAUAAAUGUGUUUAGAACGUCAUUGGAUACAGAGACAAUUGCGCGUGAUAACGCAGCUCUAACGACUUAAGAAAAUAUUGUUGAGAAAAGAAAAAAUUUUUUCAUAUACCCAGUAUUAAGAAAUCGAUAAUUAAAGUAAUCUAAACAAGAUCGGAAAGAUAAUACGUGAAAAAUUUAACUCGAAGUUUCGGGUGAUAUUCUUAGUUUCUCACUCGGCGAACAAGACUAUCAAAUUUGUAAAACAAAAAAGAUCGAAUCCCGAGUGUAACACUUUCGCUGUAACUUGAAUCCAAUUUUUGUUCAAGACGUAUCUAUUAAGAAAUUAAAACUUAGCCUAUCCGAAUAAAAAUUAUAUACGAGUCGUAUAUACAUGUGUACAAUGAUGAAUAUGAUUUAUAUUGAUAAUUGUAAGAUGUACACAUAAUCAGAUAUAACUUUUGUGCUAUAUAUGCGGUAUGUGUAAUUAUAUAUUCAAUCAUUAUAUAAUUGUGUAUAUUUAUACGUAAACAAGUCUUUGUACAUUAUUUACGGGCGAUUCAUAUCCAAAAAAAUAAAUAUAAAAAAUGUGUAAAGCCAUUUCGAAUUUUUAUGUGUACAUAUGAUUUGUAUAUAAAUUUUAUUCUGAAGUCUAUAUUCCUCGAUUUCAAUGAAGAGAGCUCUGCAAAAAUAAGGGGACAAGGGGGGAUAAGGGGGAAAAAUAUAUAUAUAUAUAUCGUUACAAAAGUGUUCUUUCUGAUUGAUAAACUCUAUAUGAUCAUCCGAUAAACAAAGUGUCAAGAUCAUUUCGAAAUGAUUUUGUAUAAGUGUUUCUCUGAAACAAGGAUAUGAAUUAAAAAUUAAGUAUAAUAACUUAUAGAUAAAAGAAAAUGAAAGGAAUAAAGAUCAUACCCGCAUUACAAAAGAGAGAUGUUAAUGGACACAUGUGUUUACAUAUCGUAUGUUUAUUACGUUAUAAAGUGGAUUAAAAGAAAUACAAAAAAAAAUCGAAGAAAACAAAAAGACCGAGGCUCCCACACUGAGAAACUUCUGCGAAAACGAGCCACCCCUAUACAUAUAAUAUACACUAUAUAAUGUAUGUCGCCCAACAAACGUAUAUACCUAAACAUGCACAAUCCAUGUCAAGAAGGGAAUUGCGAUCGAGUCGAUCGAUCCGUCAAAUGUGAUGUUCUUUCCUCCUUGUUUCUCGUUCUCAAUGCAAACACACGCGGUACAUGUACAGAAUUCCUUCCAGUCGAGAGAUCGAUCGGUGCUGGUUAUCGUCCGAUCACCACACGUACAUACCUAUAUAUGCGCGCAAUGAAAAAUGCAAACGGACAGAUAGAAAAGAUUCGUCCAAAAUAGUCACUCGAUCUCGGGAGAUUGACGUUUGCGUAAGCAAAUGUCCUUUUUUAAUUCACACACAUACGCAGUCGCAUAAGUGGCUAUAGCAAAAAAAGGCACGUCCUUGUUUGGUCAUAAACGCUCGUUACUUUGCGUGAUGAUAAGUGUAUUGCUCUCGUUGGUAUGGCUGAUUGAUUAGGAAAGGAAUUAUUCGAGUUGGCUUUUUUAUAAUAUUUAAGAAUUAUUGAUUCGAUUAGCGAGCAGGAAUUUAAUGCGCAAUCCUGAAAUUGCACGUGUGCAUGUACGUAUUAUUGAGAAAUGCACUUAUCCUUCUUUGAUUAUGUAAUACACGUGUACUGAUAAUUUUUAAGUUGCUGCAUUGAUCUCAAUACAUCAAAAAUUUGAAGUCUUUCGAAUCGAUCAGCCCUGCUGAAAAGAGUCAAUGAAACCAUGACCUUAUUCACAAUUAGUUUACACUGGUACUCACUGUCGUGAAUCGAUCGAACAAUUGUAGUUUGCUUGAAUGAUUGUAUCGACCAUUAAACGUACACUUAUGAGAGCAAGUGAUAUGCCGUAGAGAAAACGAGAGAGUGAUAGAGAGUGCGCGCGCGAAAGAUCUUCUAAAAACAAUUAAAGUAUUGUAAAAGCCAAGUACUUAAAAUACUCCUCCGUUUUAGAAAGAUGUAAUUUCGUUAAACCCUGUGCGUCAUAUAAAUGAAUAAUGUCACAUAACAAGAAAAGUACGACUUAGGGAGUAAGCAAACUACUAUAAUGAGACUCGACUUUACAGCUGGUCUGAUAUCGGGUAUCAUCAUAUCGUUUGUUGAUCGCAGCGACCUUUGCGUUAGUGUUUUUUCUCGUCCACCAUCGUCCACACUUCCUUUGAACCCGCGAAAUAUUUCUCGUCGAUAAUUAUGACGAUAACAAAACAAAAAAGAAACAAGUAAAUAAAAAUAAAAAAUGCGCGAAGAAUAAGAAUCAUAUUUUAUGUUGAUUGUGUAGGCUCUCCGACUGUUUGUGAAAGCAAGUAUAAAAUUGCCAAUCGCUGAUGAUGAAUUAACUUCAUCGCUACUCGAAUAGGCUCAGAAGCUAUUAUAUAAUACGAUAUAAGUGCGCUCGCUUACAAUUGAUUUUUCGCGCCGCUACUACUUCUGCUUGAACUACAUAAUGUAUAUUUUUGUUUUACGGCUCAUCCAUUCAUGUUUCAAACUCGAUGUGUCUUCUCAAGGAUUUCACACGGCCGUCUCGAAUUCAUAACAUGAGCUGCGACCUUAUUCGAGAAGCGAGUAAUAAUGAAUAUAUAAUAUAAAUAGAUAGUGUAAUAAAAAUUAAUAUAUAAUAAAUGAAUGGACCCUACAAAAAACUUCAA
Messenger RNA from Nasonia vitripennis (jewel wasp), 9787 nucleotides. RefSeq names its product cAMP-dependent protein kinase type II regulatory subunit (gene Pka-R2). Bases 1452 to 2390 code for a protein of 312 amino acids. Gene Ontology annotation, biological process: regulation of protein phosphorylation. Gene Ontology annotation, cellular component: cAMP-dependent protein kinase complex. NCBI's taxonomy places the organism in Eukaryota, Metazoa, Arthropoda, Insecta, Hymenoptera, Pteromalidae. The transcript is spliced from 10 exons. Gene Ontology annotation, molecular function: cAMP-dependent protein kinase regulator activity. The record is from RefSeq and is a predicted model, not a curated record.